This is a messenger RNA of Penicillium longicatenatum, 468 nucleotides long. RefSeq lists its product as uncharacterized. The record is from RefSeq and is a predicted model, not a curated record. Lineage: Eukaryota; Fungi; Ascomycota; Eurotiomycetes; Eurotiales; Aspergillaceae. The transcript has a single exon. The coding region runs from base 1 to 468 and encodes 155 amino acids.
AUGGUCUUCACGAUUAAUUACUGCGAUGAGACAAAUAAACAGAAGAUCGUCAUGCAGAGGAAAGCAGCCGCGGCCGCGUUGGCAGCAGCGCAGAAAGCAAAAGCCAACAAGCUCGCUGAAGAGAGCAAGGGCAAGGAAAAGGAAGCCAGCGCCGCUGUCAUCGAAAAGGAUCAUGACGAAAGAGUGAAAGAACGGAAAGCAUACAUUUUACGAUGGAUCCGUUUGACCAUCAAGACCCUCGGACCUGACUGGGUGGUAUUGAAGCCCAAGUUGGAACGGAUAAAAGGCUUAUUGGACACAGAAAAGGCAAACAGACUGGGUGAGGACAUCCAGAAGAAGGAAGAUGCCCUCACUAUGCUUGCAGAAUAUGAUUUAGAGAUGAACAGUCUCGAUGCAGUAUCCGUUAUGCGCGAGAGUCCAUUCUGGAAGGCGGCAACGGCCAAGAUCAAGAUUCCUGAGUAUAUAUGA